Lotus japonicus is the source of this 1080-nucleotide messenger RNA. RefSeq lists its product as uncharacterized. The record is from RefSeq and is a predicted model, not a curated record. NCBI's taxonomy places the organism in Eukaryota, Viridiplantae, Streptophyta, Magnoliopsida, Fabales, Fabaceae. The transcript has a single exon. Bases 1 to 1080 code for a protein of 359 amino acids.
AUGGAAACACGUCGCAGACGGCGUGAUGAGGAUCCUGAGCAUCGGCAUGUUUCGCCGGCGCGCCGCGUUAGAGGCAGGCCACGACGUGCGCAGGUUCAACGUGAGGAGACGGAUCAGGUGACUCCUUCUGCUCCGCCUCCACCUCCUCCUUCUUCGAUGCCUCCGUUGCCCUCACCGUCGUCCUCGCCAGAGCGGCAGAGGUCACCCACAACGUCAGGAGGAGAGACUCAGGCACCUCAAGCACCGAUCUCCAGCCAAGAUUGGAGACGUCUGAUUAGUAGCAUUGACGAUAUACGACAGCGAAACGAAUAUCUCCAAGAGCAACUAGAGUAUUAUCGUUUUGAGCAGCAAGAUGAGGGAGAGCGCGAGGCAGAGGCUGUGGCUGAGUUCGAACCAUUUUUAGCGGCGGUGAGAGAAGUUGCCAUUCCGGACAAUAUGAAGAAUAUAGUGCUGGAAACCUACAGUGGAAAGGCUGAUCCCAAAGAGCACCUGCUGUAUUUCAACACGAAGAUGGUGAUCAGCGCCGCUUCUGAUGCUGUCAAGUGUAGGAUGUUUCCAGCCACAUUCAAAGGCACAGCAAUGGCGUGGUUCACGACUCUACCACGAGGAUCCAUCACGAACUUUCGUGACUUCUCAUCCAAAUUCCUUGUCAAGUUCUCGACGAGCAAAGCAAAGCAGGUGACGAUUGAAGAUUUGUACAAUGUGCGUCAAUCUAAGGGCGAGACUUUGAAGCAGUACGUGAAGCAGUUCAGCGCUGCGUCAGUAAAGAUACAGGAAUUCGAGCCAAAUGCUUGUGCCCGCGCCUUUAAAAACGGAUUGCAGCCAGGAAAGCUAAAUAGUAAAUUGAGCCGAAAGCCAGCCAAGUCAAUGGCGGAGGUGCGAGCUCGGGCGAACACGUACAUACUUGACGAGGAGGAUGACGCUUUUAAGCGGAGAUGCAUGAAGGUAGAGAAGGAUGGCGACCAGAGUGACGUGUCACCAGAAGAUAAGCCGGACAAGGAGAAAGUAGAGGGAAGCAGAAGAAGGGACAGGAAGGUUCGAACAGAGGAAGGGGCGCCGAGGGAAUCUUUGUAUCCCUAA